AUGGCUAGACGAUCAAAUCGAAUACAGGCGCGAGGUAAGCUGAGAGAUAAAGGAGAAAAUGAGAGCCUCUCACCCUCAAACGAUGGUUAUUCAACGCUCCUAUUUUACGUGACGUCCAAAGUGGCUGCGAGCUAUCGUCGUCCAAUUGAACCUCAAGUAAACUGGCUUACUCAUCCACAAAAGACCUCAUCAGCCUUUAUCUGUAUUCUCCAUCACAACAUCAUAUGGGACCGCCUACACAUUGAGCUUGUAUACCUAGUACUUAACACGCCUUCAGAUUCAUUAAAAAUUGAGGGCAUAAUACUCAUUUUACGAAUAGAUUCCGCGGCUCGUCGCCACGCUUGGUACAUCAACUCAAAAAUGGUCCUCCCGGCUCUAUCUCCUGCCCAGACAGAGGCGCUGCGGCUCAUUGACGAAGCACAUUCACAGGAUCCAAAUAGAAUUGAUGGGCCAGAAGGCGUGAAAUCGGUUCCAUACGAGCUGCACUACGCACAGAAAAUGACGAAGUGGCUCGAAUCUCGAUGUCCAGACGCCUCUCCAACUCUUCAAAUUGCUUGUAGAGCUCAACAUUUCCGACGGUGCGUCUCUGUUUUCAGUCCACAAUUUGUUGUACACCUCCAAAGCUGGCUUCCAAUAUUUGGUUUCCAUCACGAAAUAUUAUGA
Molecule: messenger RNA, 663 nt
Organism: Pochonia chlamydosporia 170
Lineage: Eukaryota; Fungi; Ascomycota; Sordariomycetes; Hypocreales; Clavicipitaceae
Exons: 1
Coding region: 1-663 (220 amino acids)
Source: RefSeq, a predicted model, not a curated record